Trachemys scripta elegans is the source of this 1764-nucleotide messenger RNA. It is a transcript of the gene VAT1L, whose product is annotated as vesicle amine transport 1 like. Gene Ontology annotation, molecular function: zinc ion binding; oxidoreductase activity. The coding region runs from base 210 to 1469 and encodes 419 amino acids. Lineage: Eukaryota; Metazoa; Chordata; Testudines; Emydidae. The transcript has 9 exons. The record is from RefSeq and is a predicted model, not a curated record.
GGGAUAGGCACUCACGGGGGCUACCUGCGGGGCUGGUGAUUCGUGCUGCGCAGCUACUCUGUGCAUUGCGGUAGGGCUGGAAGGACCAGAGCCCCAUUCAACCAGCUGCAGCCAUUGCACAUCCCAGCAUCACCCCCAUUCAACAGGCGGACAAGGCUGAGCGCAGCCCCCUCCGCCGCCGCAGCUUUGCAGCCCGCCAGCCCAGCGCCAUGGCCAAGGAAGGCGCGGAGAAAGCGGACGAGACGGAGCAGAUGAUCGAGAAGGAGGGAGGCAAGGAAGCUGCCGAGGGCAGCGGCGGCGGCAGCAGCCUGCGGGCAGGGGACACCAAGGAGAUGCGAGCCGUGCUGCUGUCUGGCUUCGGGGGGCUCAACAAGCUCCGGGUGUCCAAGAAAGUCAUGCCGGAGCCUCAGGAAGGGGAGCUCAAAAUCCGAGUCAAAGCCUGUGGUUUAAACUUCAUUGAUCUGAUGGUGCGGCAGGGGAAUAUCGACAAUCCUCCCAAGACACCACUUGUUCCUGGAUUUGAGUGUUCUGGGAUCAUAGAAGCUCUGGGGGACAGUGUGGCAGGGUUUGAGAUUGGAGACAGAGUAAUGGCUUUUGUAAACUACAACGCAUGGGCUGAAGUAGUAUGUACCCCAGUAGAAUUUGUCUACAAGAUUCCUGAUGACAUGAGUUUUUCUGAAGCUGCUGCCUUUCCUAUGAACUUUGUAACUGCCUACAUGAUGCUCUUUGAAGUGGCCAACCUAAGAGAAGGCAUGUCUGUGCUGGUUCACUCUGCAGGAGGUGGGGUGGGUCAAGCCGUAGCUCAGCUCUGCUCAACGAUCCCUAGUGUUACUGUUUUUGGAACAGCUUCCUCUUUCAAGCAUGAAGCAAUCAAAGAUUCAGUAACUCACCUGUUUGACAGAAAUGCAGACUAUGUCCAAGAAGUAAAGAGAAUCUCAGCAGAAGGAGUAGAUAUCGUUCUGGAUUGUCUGUGUGGAGAAAAUACUGGAAAAGGCCUCAGUCUUCUCAAACCACUUGGGACUUACAUUUUAUAUGGUUCAUCUAAUAUGGUUACUGGGGAAACAAAAAGCUUCUUUAGCUUUGCAAAAUCAUGGUGGCAGGUUGAGAAAGUGAACCCUAUCAAGCUGUACGAAGAGAAUAAAGUCAUUGCUGGAUUUUCUCUGCUAAAUCUACUUUUCAAACAGGGCCGAAGUGGCCUAAUUAAGGGUAUAAUGGACAAACUCAUAACACUGUACAAUGAGAAGAAGAUCAAGCCUCUGGUUGAUUCGUUAUGGGCCCUGGAAGAGGUGAAGGAGGCCAUGCAGCGAAUCCAUGACAGGGGCAAUAUAGGAAAACUUAUUCUGGAUGUGGAGAAGGCACCCACUCCACUGAUGGCCAAUGACAGCACAGAGACAAGUGAAGCAGGAGAAGAGGAGGAGGACCAUGAAGGGGACAAUGAGAAUAAAGAACGCAUGCCAUUUAUCCAGUAACCCUUAAGAAUGGGGGAUGGGGGAAAACAGAAAGAUUGAUUGUGUAGAAGGGAACAAGACUGGGAAAUCUAUUCUGUGCAUCAGUGAACAAAUGCUGUAGUACAGUGUGUGUUGUAUUUGUCUGCAGCCAGCUGAGCUAUAAAUUGUUGAUCAUUGUUGUUUUGAACUCAAGUGCCAUUCCCAUCCAGUGCAGUAUUAUGACAUUCCAUAGUGUGAUGGCCAGUCUGUAAGAGUCCCAUUGAUUUUCUUUUCCUAUCUAAAAGCCUUAUUAACGUACUGCGUAAUUUUAGAUGGG